AUGUUGAGAAGCCUAGAAAGAAGGUUGUUAAAGAGCCCUGAUCAGGCAGCAGCAUAUGACAGACAAAUGGAGGAAAUGGUAACAAUGGGGUUUGCAAGAAAAUUAGAGGAGUCCGAAGUCAACAACUACCCUGUGCAUUACAUACCGCAUCAUUCAGUAGUUCGUCCGGACAGCAAAACCACGCCAGUGAGAAUUGUGUUCAAUUCGUCUAAUAGGUAUGAAGGAGAGGCCAUCAAUGACUAUUGGGUCAAGGGACCGGACUUGCUAAAUAACUUACUGGGAGUUCUUUUGCGAUUCAGAGAAAAUGAAGUGGCCCUGUGUGCCGACAUAUCCAAAAUGUACCACCGGGUGGCGAUUCCGGAACGAGAUCAACACGUCCAUAGAUAUCUAUGGAGAAAUCUUGAUGCUCCUGAUGUAUAUAUAAAGCUAAGACUAACGUUUGGAGACAAGCCAGCCCCUACCAUGGCACAGACCGCUUUAAGAUUGACAGCAAGGGAAAAUGAAAUAGAGUAUCCAGAAGCAGCAACGAUCCUUAAAAGAGACACUUAUAUGGACGAUAUUUGCCCAUCUGUCAGAACUAAGGAGGAGGCAAGCAAGAUAAUCCAUGACGUAGAAAAGGUACUUAGUAGUGGCGGUUUCUCUGUCAAAGGUUGGACCUCGAACAAGCAAGUACAAGGCCUAGAUAUCAAGCAAGACAAAGUGGUUAUGAUUGACUCCGAGCAAAGGGUAUUAGGUAUGCGAUGGAGACCACAGGAGGAUAUAUUCACCUUUGAUGUCAACAUCAACAUAGAAACACUCACUAAAAGAAAGAUAUUGGGAGUAAUAGCAAGAGUAUUUGACCCCAUUGGGUUCAUCACACCGGUAACCAUAAGUGCAAAGAUCAAGAUGCAAGAACUAUGGGAAAGUGGAAUUGAUUGGGAUGACCCAUUACCAAAGAAGGUAGAGCAGGAGUGGAAAGAUCUAUUCAAGGAGUUUAAAGGGAUCGAUCAAGUAGCAUUUCCCAGAUGUCUUACUCCAUCUAAGGCAUCCAAUGAAGUUGUAUUAGUAAUAUUUAGUGAUGCAAGUGAGAAAGUGUUUGGAGCCUGUGCAUAUGCUAGGUGGAGAUUAGAAAGCGGAUCAUUUGAAUCAAGACUGAUAACAGCCAAAUCACGUGUAGCCUCAUUGAAGAAAUUAACGGUCCCGCGAUUAGAGCUACAGGCGGCAGUUAUGGGAGCGAGACUAGCAGAUGCAGUAGUUAAAGAGUCUACUUUCAAAUUCAGUAAGCAGAUUUUAAUGACAGACAACAUGAUCGUGUUGGGGUGGAUAAGACGACCAGCUCAAUGCUUUAAACAAUUUGUUGCAGCUCGAGUUUCUGAGAUUCAGCGCAAGACGAAGAUAGCAAAUUGGAGACAUGUUCCAGGAAUAUUAAAUCCUGCCGACGACUUGUCCAGAGGAAUGAGAGCGGACAAAUUAACUGAUAGGUGGAUAAAUGGACCUGAAUUUAUAAGUAAGCCGAUAAGUGAGUGGCCUCAAGAGAAAUCAGAUAAUGAUACCGAGGAUACAGAAGAAAGAAUGAUGGCAUUUAACGGGAAUGUUGUUGUGAACCGGGGAGAAGUUGAUAUUAGCAGCAAACUGGUAAAUCUCGACCCACAAUUCGAUAUGGAAUCAGAGCUCAUCCAAGUAGGAGGUCGAUUAAAGAGAAAUGAUCAACUGGAGAUGGAGGUGCACCCAGUUGUACUGGACCCGUGUCAUCGGAUUACACAGUUGCUCAUAAAGAGAAUAGACAGUAAUGUUUUUAACCAUGGUACAGGAGUGGAGCAAGUAUUCAGUUAUAUAAGACGACGUUACUGGAUAUUGAAAGGGCGUAGUAAAAUCAAGUCGAUACUCAGGACAUGUGUUAGUUGUCAGGUGGAGAAAAAGUCCAGCUGUACCAAAAAUGGCAGACAUUCCAGAGGCAAGAACAAGAAUCGGGUUGCCUCCAUUUUACUCCACUGGAAUGGACUGCUGGGGCCCUAUGAUGAUUAA
Messenger RNA from Anneissia japonica, 2004 nucleotides. RefSeq lists its product as uncharacterized. The transcript is spliced from 2 exons. Lineage: Eukaryota; Metazoa; Echinodermata; Crinoidea; Comatulida; Comatulidae. The record is from RefSeq and is a predicted model, not a curated record. The coding region runs from base 1 to 2004 and encodes 667 amino acids.